AUGGGAGAUAAAAAGCAUUUCAAGGGAAAAAACCCAUAUACCGAUCGUCGUGAAUUUAAGUCCAAGGAAAUUAAGAAAUCGUUAGUGCAUAGGGCGAGAUUGAGAAAGAAUUAUUUUAAAUUAUUAGAAAAAGAGGGCAUAAACCACGAGCCAGAACAAAAUGAUGACGAAAGAGCAGAAAGUCAGAAAUCAGAAGAACUCAGAGGACCACGCAUACCAGAUUCUAGAAAACAACCUCCUAAGAAGCCUAUGAACUUUGCUGAAAGAGCCAAAAUUGCUAAGGAGAGGAAAGAACACAGUAGACAGGCCAAAUUGAAGUCAAUACAAGACCGUCGUGAAAAUAUAGAAAAGAAAUCGAAAGAGCGUGAAAGACGGAAGGACAACCUAUCCAAAAAGACUAAAUCGGGACAACCUUUAAUGGGACCAAGAAUUAAUAACUUGUUGGAUAAAAUCAAGAAGGAUAUAGAAUAA
Debaryomyces tyrocola is the source of this 471-nucleotide messenger RNA. The record is from the annotation of a GenBank genome assembly. NCBI's taxonomy places the organism in Eukaryota, Fungi, Ascomycota, Pichiomycetes, Serinales, Debaryomycetaceae.